Messenger RNA from Glycine soja, 1005 nucleotides. RefSeq names its product stem 28 kDa glycoprotein. Gene Ontology annotation, molecular function: nutrient reservoir activity. The record is from RefSeq and is a predicted model, not a curated record. Lineage: Eukaryota; Viridiplantae; Streptophyta; Magnoliopsida; Fabales; Fabaceae. The coding region runs from base 59 to 823 and encodes 254 amino acids. The transcript has 3 exons.
CCUCGAUGAGGAAAGUGCACAAGUGAGUUUGUUGAUCGAGAUAACUAGAAACAGUGUGAUGAAAAUGAAGGUCCUUGUUUUCUUCGUUGCUACAAUUUUGGUAGCAUGGCAAUGCCAUGCGUACGAUAUGUUCCCUCUCCGAAUGAACACUGGCUAUGGUGCCCGUACUCCGGAGGUGAGAUGCGCAAGUUGGAGGCUUGCUGUGGAAGCACACAACAUCUUUGGCUUUGAGACCAUUCCUGAAGAGUGCGUUGAAGCAACAAAGGAAUACAUCCAUGGCGAACAAUAUAGAUCAGACUCCAAAACAGUUAACCAGCAAGCUUACUUUUAUGCCAGAGACCUCGAAGUCCAUCCCAAGGACACAUUUGUGUUCAGUAUAGAUGGCACCGUACUCUCUAAUAUUCCAUACUACCAAAAACAUGGAUAUGGGGUGGAGAAAUUUAACUCGACCUUGUAUGAUGAAUGGGUUAACAAGGGCAAUGCACCGGCACUGCCCGAGACUCUUAAGAAUUACAACAAGCUGGUGUCUCUUGGCUUCAAGAUUAUAUUCUUGUCAGGAAGAACACUGGACAAACAGGCCGUAACAGAAGCAAACUUAAAGAAGGCUGGCUACCACACAUGGGAAAAAUUAAUUCUCAAGGAUCCACAAGAUCCUUCCACUCCAAAUGCAGUUUCAUACAAAACAGCAGCGAGAGAGAAACUGAUAAGGCAGGGAUACAACAUUGUUGGGAUCAUUGGAGACCAAUGGAGCGAUCUCCUCGGAGGCCACAGAGGCGAAAGCAGGACCUUUAAGCUUCCUAAUCCCCUGUACUACAUUCAGUAGUUCCUUCACCUCUCAACAAUCUAGCUUGCUCCUAUCUAUCUAUAUGUAAUAAGAUGCGUUCAAAUAGGGGCUCUAGCUUCACUUUAUGUUGUUUCAGAUGUGUGUCAACAAGUCAUGUAAGAGACUUCACUAUGUUGUUUUCUCUUUCGUGGCUUUAAUAAAUUAUGCGCCCUUGUUCCAUA